AUGAGUAAAGAAGAGUUCUUGAAGAUCCAGACUUGUGUUCUUAAAGUAAAUGUACACUGUGAUGGCUGUAAGCAUAAAGUGAAGAAGAUCUUGCAGAAAAUUGAUGGGGUUUACACCACAAACAUAGAUGCAGAGCAGGGGAAGGUGACUGUAUCUGGGAAUGUUCAUCCAGCCACACUAAUCAAGAAGCUUGCAAAGAGUGGGAAACAUGCAGAGUUAUGGGGUGCACCAAAGGCCAACAAUAAUCAGCAGAAUACACUCAAUAAUCAGUUCAAGAACCUGCAAAUUGGCAAUGGGAAAGGUCAAAAUAACAAGAACUCUAAUCAAAAGGGGGGUAAUCCCCAGCCGAAAGGUGGUCAAAAUCCACAGGUUCAACAAUUGAAAGGGUUUCAAGAUCUGAAAAUGCUGCCUCAGUUUACGAAGGACAUGAAAAUGCUGCCCCCUCAGUUUAUGGACAUGAAAAUGCCUGUCAAUGGCAAGGACCAUAACCAGAAGUCUGUCAAGUUCAACAUGCCUGAAAUUGAUGAAUCUGAUGAUGAUGAGUUUGACUAUUCGGAUGAUGAUGAGUUUGACGAUGAUGAUGAAAUGGAUGACUUUCCGUUGAGUAAGAUGAAAACUGCGACAGGUAAUGGCCAUGGGGGUGGUCAGAUGCCUAAGAUGAUGAUGAAUAAUAUGAUGAACGGGCAGCAUCCUCAGUUCAUGAAAGGUGGUACUAAUGGAGGUAAUAACGGAGGAAAUGCCGGUGGAAAUGGCAUGAUGAUGAUGAAUAGUACGAUGAAUGGGCAGCACCCCCAGUUUAUGAAAGGAGGUGCUAGUGGAGGAAAUGCCGGUGGAAAUGUCAAAAAGGGUGGUGGCACUGGGAACAUACCUAUGCAAGUGAAUGUUCAUGGAAAUAAUGAUGGAAAAGGUGGUGCAAAUUUUGACAAGAAAGGAGGUAAUGGGAACAGUGGUAACCAGAAUCAAGGUGGUGGAAAGGGUGGCAAGAAUGGUGGUGCUCAACCACAAGAUGGCAAAAAGGGCGGUGGCAAUGGUGGUCAGAACAAGAACGGCAACAAUGGCAAUGGUGGUGGGGGUGGUGCUAACGGGCCGAAGAAAGGUGGUGGAGUGAAUGAUGGGUUCCAUGGUAUGCCAAAUAUGAUGGCUAUGAAUGCCGGUGGUAGUAUGGGCCAGUUGGGGAAUCUGCCUGUGGGUCAAAUGCGACCGAUGGGUAAUCCACCAAUGGGCCCACCAAUGGGCCAAAUGCGACCGAUGGGUAAUCCACCAAUGGGCCAAAUGCGACCGAUGGGUAAUCCAUCAAUGGGCCAAAUGCAACCGAUGGGCAAUCCACCAAUGGGCAGCCAAAUGGGUAAUUUUUCAACUGUCCAAGGGCUUCCUACUAAUGCUAUGAAUGGUGGUGGUGGUUUUCAAGGUCCCGGCAUCGAGCACAUGGCUGGAAACCCAUAUUACCAGCAACAAUUGGCUGCAAUGAUGAUGAACCAACAACGUGCAAAUGGAAAUGAAAGGUUUCAACCAAUGAUGUAUGCCCGGCCUCCACCUGCAGUCAGUUACAUGCCACCUUACCCUCCUUACCCGUACCCCCGUCAUCCAGGCGAACAACCAGACCAAUACUCAAUGUUCAGUGAUGAAAACACCUCAAGCUGUUCUGUGAUGUGA
Fraxinus pennsylvanica is the source of this 1653-nucleotide messenger RNA. The record is from the annotation of a GenBank genome assembly. NCBI's taxonomy places the organism in Eukaryota, Viridiplantae, Streptophyta, Magnoliopsida, Lamiales, Oleaceae.